AUGGGCACGAAAAAUAACAUAAAUAAACCACCACCGCGUAAUUUGCGAAAAGAGGGAAGGAUUAAAAAACGAACUUUAUCUUCGAUAUUACACAAAAAUGGGAUUUUAAAACCUAAUCAAUUAGUAAUACAUGGUAAAGAUCUAUCUAAAAAGAAACAGAAAAGGAUAGAAAGGAGGUUUCGAUUUGAAUUACGUAGACGUGUUGAACAAGGUGAAAUGGUGCCAGAAAAACUAAUCAAUGCAGAUGUGCCAUCAAACAUUGAUAGUCAACAAACCAUAGAAAUGGAUAUUGUAUCGUUAGGAACUGGUACUAUAUUAGGUGCACCUUCUCUCAAACCUGAUCAAAUUAAUGUGGAUAACUAUUAA
This is a messenger RNA of Racocetra persica, 366 nucleotides long. The record is from the annotation of a GenBank genome assembly. Lineage: Eukaryota; Fungi; Glomeromycota; Glomeromycetes; Diversisporales; Gigasporaceae.